This is a messenger RNA of Solea senegalensis (Senegalese sole), 1671 nucleotides long. It is a transcript of the gene septin5a, whose product is annotated as septin 5a. The record is from RefSeq and is a predicted model, not a curated record. Gene Ontology annotation, biological process: cytoskeleton-dependent cytokinesis; regulation of exocytosis. Lineage: Eukaryota; Metazoa; Chordata; Actinopteri; Pleuronectiformes; Soleidae. The transcript has 11 exons. Gene Ontology annotation, cellular component: synaptic vesicle; septin ring; septin complex. The coding region runs from base 307 to 1437 and encodes 376 amino acids. Gene Ontology annotation, molecular function: GTP binding; molecular adaptor activity; GTPase activity.
CACAGUGAGAAUUCCUCUGUACCUGUCUGAACAAGGAGAGUCAGAGCGCCGUGGGGCGAAGGAAGAAAAGAUAGACGUAAGGAAAGAGGGCAGAGGGAAAAAGGAAUCACGAGAGUGACGAUAGGAGGAACAAAGGGCACAUAUUUAAAGAGCACAAACAGGAAAGAGGUGUGUUAGGGAACAGAGCGAGAGUGAGAGAGAGAGAGAGGAGUCAGUCGGAGCAGAAUUUGCAGUUUGCUGGGCCGUGUUCGGAAACUCUCCGGGACCUGUGGCUAUUUUGGUUCGUCAGUUUUGGAGCGGUUUAGGAUGGAUGCCAUAAUGCUGCAGGAAAAACUGGUGGAGCGGCUGCUGUGUCCACGAGUGAGAACUGCCAGGCAGAAGGAGAAACAGUAUGUGGGUUUUGCAACGCUGCCCAACCAGGUCCACAGGAAGUCAGUGAAGAAAGGCUUCGAUUUCACUCUGAUGGUGGCAGGAGAGUCUGGUAUGGGUAAAUCCACUCUGGUCAACAGCCUGUUCCUAACAGACCUUUACAAAGACAGGAAGCUACUGAAUGCUGAGGAGCGAAUCAACCAGACAGUGGAGAUCAUAAAACACACUGUAGACAUCGAGGAGAAAGGAGUCAAGCUCAAACUGACCAUCGUGGAUACACCGGGGUUUGGAGACGCCGUCAACAACAAUGAGUGCUGGAAGCCAAUCACAGACUAUAUAGACCAGCAGUUUGAGCAAUACUUCAGAGAUGAGAGUGGACUGAACAGAAAGAAUAUCCAGGACAACAGAGUCCACUGCUGUCUCUACUUCAUCCCUCCAUUUGGACAUGGCCUACGUCCAGUGGAUGUGGAGUUCAUGAAGGCUCUGCAUGAAAAAGUGAACAUAAUUCCACUCAUUGCAAAAGCUGAUUGCCUCACACCAAACGAGAUAAAGAAGCUCAAAGACAGAAUACGAGAGGAAAUAGACAAGUUUGGGAUUAAAGUGUACCAGUUCCCAGAAUGUGACUCCGAUGAGGAUGAAGAGUUCAAACAACUUGACAAAGAGCUGAAGGAGUGCACCCCGUUCGCUGUGAUUGGCAGUAACACAGUGGUAGAGGCUCGAGGGCAGAGAGUGAGAGGAAGACUGUAUCCUUGGGGGAUUGUUGAAGUGGAGAACCAGUCACACUGUGACUUUGUGAAACUGAGGAACAUGCUGAUCCGCUCACACAUGCACGAUCUGAAAGACGUGACCUGCGACGUCCACUAUGAGAACUACAGAGCGCAGUGUAUACAGGAGAUGACCAGUAAACUGGCUCAGGACAAUCGUAUGGAGAGUCCCAUUCCCAUCCUGCCGCUGUCCACUCCAGAUGUGGAAACUGAGAAACUAAUCAAGAUGAAAGACGAGGAGCUGAAGAGGAUGCAGGAGAUGCUGAACAAAAUGCAGCAGCAGAUGCACGACAAAGAGCAGUGACGCCUCUGAGAGCAAAGCUGCAGAGCUGUAACGCCACCUGCUGUUUCUCCCUUGAAUGACAGUGAGACCUUCGGACAUUGAACUAUGGAUAUCUUGUGUCACUGGCAACUCUGGGUGUACAUUUGUCUUCAGUUUGGUGCUUUGUAUAGUUUGUCUGCCUGGAGGCUUGUUUUAUCAGGGGGGUUUUAUUUUUUCUCUGAAACUCUAUGUUUGUCCACUUUGAGUCCCCCCGCC